Messenger RNA from Jaminaea rosea, 2069 nucleotides. RefSeq lists its product as hypothetical. The coding region runs from base 262 to 1983 and encodes 573 amino acids. The transcript has a single exon. The record is from RefSeq and is a predicted model, not a curated record. NCBI's taxonomy places the organism in Eukaryota, Fungi, Basidiomycota, Exobasidiomycetes, Microstromatales. Gene Ontology annotation, cellular component: fungal-type cell wall. Gene Ontology annotation, biological process: fungal-type cell wall polysaccharide metabolic process.
UCCCACACCAGUUGGACCUCGACCUUGGACCUAUCCUCAGAUGAUUUUUCGAAGCCAGAUGUUGGUAACACUUCUUGGGCAUCCCGAUGCCGUGCGCUGUUCGAAAGCAGCAGUGCUGGGCGUGGGUGUGAGAUGACGAAGAGGCGGCCGUCGAAGAUGAAUGGACGCCGAGCAUUCAAAUAGAGCAACGAAGAGGGAGGGGGGAUGGGAGCUUUGCCUCGUCGUUAGUCGUAGUCCGUAGCCCUCGUCGCAGUCGCCACCAUGAUCAGCAGGAUCCUCGUAGCCCUCGUCCUCGCACUCGCCUACACCUCCGUCGCGCUGGCCGCGACUGGACAACUCACCGCGGGCACGACCUCGGCCAAUCAGAAGUGUCUCGAAGUCGUUGGCACCGCGCCUGGCAAUGGUGCCCAAGUGCAGCUCAACACCUGCUCAGCAACCUCCUCUGCCUCGCAGACAUGGCAAUUCAUCUCGGGAACGGUGGCGGGUAAGACGCUCCUGCGCACCACCAACAAUCUCUGCCUUGACGUGCCUGAUGGUGUAGCGGCCAAUAACAAGGACGUCCAAGUCUGGACGUGCUCCAAGGGCAGCACCAACCAAUUCUUCGCAAGGGACGGUAAUGUGAUCCGCUGGAACGGGUCCGACUAUUGCCUCAACAUGCCCAAGGGUGUCAGCUCCGGCUUUGCCUCGGGCCUCAAGAUUCAACUCUACACCUGCAACACGGCGAGCAACAAUCAACGCAUCCUAGGGCCAGGGUCCGCUACCGUGGUCACCUCCACGACGAGCGCGGCCAAGACGACAUCGUCCUCCAAGGCUUCGAUGUGCACCAGAAAGUCGACCACGACGAGCUCUCAGCCAACGUCGAUGUCCAAGACGUCAAGCAAGAUGACCGCAUCAAGCACGUCGACCAAGAAGACGGCGUCGAGCACGUCGACCAAGACGACAGCGUCGAGCACGUCAACGAAGAGCACUUCGACCUCGACCUCGACUCGCUCUUCGUCAACCUCUACGCGCUCGUCGUCUACCUCGACGCGCUCGACCACCUCCGCGACUUCCACUCGCUCGAGCACGACAACAAGCCGAUCUACCACCUCGUCCGCUUCGGCCGCUCCCACCUCUUCAACAUCAACGCGCACGAUCUCUACCUCCACCACCUCCACCACCUCAACCUUUGUCCCACAAACCACCAAAGCAACGACCGCAUUGACCGACAUCUUCAACCCAGCCGCAAAGCGCAUGCUCGCCUGGGGAUUCGACGACCGCUAUGCCUCAGGAAUCGGCUCGGGCGCCAAGAUCUCCUCGUACCACCACUGGGAGCUCGGUGUUGUCACUCAAAUGCCAGCAAAGAAUGCCUACAUUCCCACCUACUGGGGCAGCACGAAGAGCGACUACUGGCAGAGCGUCACGGCACAGUUUGGCAACUCGAUCCCGGCGGCCAUUGCAGGCUUCAACGAGCCCGAUGUGACCUCUCAAGCGAACAUGUCACCCGCAGCCGCCGCCCAAUUGUACUACGACGCCAUCUACGUUCCGUACGGCUCAAAGGGCGCAAAUAUGAUCUCACCGGCCGUGGCAUGGGAUGUGUACACAUGGCUGCCGGCCUUCAUGUCCGCCUACCAGGGUCUGGGUGGCCGCAUUGAUGCAAUGGGUUACCACAUCUACCUGGGACUCAACAACAAUACGGACGCUGCAGUUGCCGAGGUCAAGAAGAGGGUCAACUACCUCUACAAGCUCUAUGGCAAGAAGAUCGUCCUCUCCGAGAUUGGUCUUACCAGCGCUGGGGGAGGCACGGACGAGCAGAUUGCCGACUUUGUUCAGAAGGUGGGCAAUUUCCUCGACAACAGCGACGCUAUCCUGGCAUGGGCUCUGAGCGCCGUGUUUGCAAGGGGAAGCGGGUGGGAUGGAUACCUGAAUGGGAACAUGAGCUUCUACUGGCAGAACAAGACGCUGACGCCCCUGGCUAAUCAGUACAUGACGGCGGUGUUCUGAGAGGUGUAUAGCUGUCCAGGCGGGACUAUCCUUAGAUCGUGUUGUAUUUGUUUUGUCAGUCGUGGAAUACCAUCCUUGUUGUUCGC